AUGUUGUUACUACAGAAAGGAGACAACCUACAGGAACUUUGUAAUCAGGUGAAUCCUGUGACUUCGGGACAAAGAAAAACACUCUCGGUUUUUGAUGUGCCGCAAGUUGGAUGCUUCUGGCAGCGGUACAAAUCUAGCACCACCCAGGGAGAGAGUGUGUUUGCUUCUUCGCUCACUUCUGGUGGGGUAGAGGAAUGCUGGACGUUGAGAGACAACAAGAAAGGCUGCCCAGAGCAUCGCCACGCUGUUCCCCAGUCCCACGCUUGGGCCUCCUCCUUUUGGAACACACAGAUGUCCGAAACUGAGCUGGAAAAGAUAAAAGUAAAAACAGCAGAGCGUUUUGAAAAUGAUAAAAAUAACAUUUCUUGGUUGAAGGAAGUCUGUGUAUGUGUUUUCUUUUUUCAUCUAGAUACGCAACUCACAAAUGAAAAGCAUGCAGACGAGAAACCCAUUAAUGCUAUUGUUAUAAAUUCAGUAUCCGAAUUCAAUAUCACAGAUGGACCAGCCAAAGAAACCCCCAGUGAGAAAAAACUGUCAGAAUCCAGCACAUCACUGUCCUCCCUUGAAGAAUGCCAAACGAAAUUUUCCUACCUCCAAACAGAUACUUCAGUUCAUCAGAGAGACACUGAUGAGGAGUGUGCCUCCCUUAUCCUCACCUGUCUGUUUUGCCAGUUUUGGGACUGUCUCCUGAUGCUCCCCGAUAUGUGCGAAACGGUGUGUACCAAUCUGUGCUGCCCCUCUCACAGGUAUCACCACACCUCGGAUGAAAGCCACGCUCGGAACGAUUGUAACUGUAACUGUGACGUGGACUGCAGCCUUUUUGAACCUUGCUACGAGACCAGCGAGUGUCUGGAGUUGGCCAUGGAGAUUUCAGAAAUCUGUUACCGCUAG
Diceros bicornis minor is the source of this 891-nucleotide messenger RNA. It is a transcript of the gene MDFIC2, whose product is annotated as MyoD family inhibitor domain containing 2. The transcript has 5 exons. The record is from RefSeq and is a predicted model, not a curated record. NCBI's taxonomy places the organism in Eukaryota, Metazoa, Chordata, Mammalia, Perissodactyla, Rhinocerotidae. Bases 1 to 891 code for a protein of 296 amino acids.